Molecule: messenger RNA, 1650 nt
Organism: Penicillium brasilianum
Lineage: Eukaryota; Fungi; Ascomycota; Eurotiomycetes; Eurotiales; Aspergillaceae
Source: the annotation of a GenBank genome assembly
AUGAAGGGAUCAAUCUCCUAUCAAAUCUACAAGGGUGCCCUCCUCCUGUCGGCACUCUUGAACUCAGUCCAGGCGCAGCAGGCUGGUACUCUGGCGACUGAGACCCACCCAUCCCUGACCUGGUCCAAGUGCUCUGCCGGGGGUAGCUGCACUUCCGUGACUGGCAGCGUGGUCAUCGAUGCCAACUGGCGCUGGGUUCACUCUACCAGUGGCUCGACCAAUUGCUAUACCGGCAACACCUGGGAUGCCACCCUCUGCCCCGACGAUGUGACCUGCGCGGCCAACUGUGCUGUGGACGGUGCUAGCUACUCAAGCACCUAUGGUGUUACUACCAGCGGCAACUCUCUGCGCCUGAACUUUGUCACUACGGCUUCGCAGAAGAAUAUCGGUUCUCGUCUGUACUUGCUUGAGAACGACACUACCUACCAGAAGUUCAACCUGCUGAACCAGGAGUUCACCUUUGAUGUGGAUGUGUCGAACUUGCCCUGCGGUCUUAACGGUGCCCUCUACUUUGUGGACAUGGAUGCCGAUGGUGGCAAGGCCAAGUACUCCGCCAACAAGGCCGGUGCCAAGUAUGGAACUGGUUACUGUGACAGCCAGUGCCCGCGGGAUCUCAAGUUCAUUAACGGCGAGGCCAACGUCGAAGGCUGGACCCCCUCCAGCAAUGAUGUCAACUCUGGUAUUGGUGACCAUGGCUCUUGCUGCGCGGAGAUGGACGUCUGGGAGGCCAACUCGAUCUCCAAUGCGCUCACUCCUCACCCCUGCGACACUCCUUCGCAAACCAUGUGCGAGGGAGAUGCCUGCGGUGGAACCUACAGCUCUGAACGCUAUGCUGGUACUUGCGAUCCCGAUGGCUGUGAUUUCAACCCCUACCGUAUGGGUGUCACCAACUUCUACGGCCCUGGCUUGACCGUUGACACCAAGUCUCCCUUCACCGUGGUGACUCAAUUCAUCACCAACGACGGCACCUCCUCUGGUACUCUCUCUGAGAUCAAGCGAUUCUACGUGCAGAACGGCAAGGUCAUCGGCCAGCCCAAUUCCGCCGUCAGCGGUGUUACCGGUAACUCGAUCACCGACACUUUCUGCAAUGCGCAAAAGGCUGCUUUUGGUGACACCAACGACUUCAGCAAGCACGGUAGUCUGGCCGGCAUGGGCGCCGGUCUCGCCGACGGCAUGGUUCUGGUCAUGAGUCUCUGGGAUGACCAUUCUGCCAACAUGCUCUGGCUCGACAGCACCUACCCCACCAACGCCACGUCCACCACCCCCGGUGCCAAGCGUGGCACUUGUGAUAUCUCCUCUGGUGACCCUACCACCGUCGAGUCCGCCAAUGCCAACGCCUACGUGAUCUACUCGAACAUCAAGGUCGGUCCUCUCAACUCCACCUACACCGGUAGCACCUCUGGUGGAUCUAGCUCUUCCACCACGACCACUACUACCAGCAAGACCAGCACCUCUACCACCAGCAAGACCAGUACUACCACUACUACCAGCAAGACCAGUACUACUACCACUACUACCUCCAGUGGCUCGAGCACCACCGGCGCUGCCCACUAUGCCCAGUGUGGUGGAAAUGGCUGGACCGGCGCCACCACCUGUGUGAGCCCCUACACUUGCACCAAGCAGAACGACUGGUACUCCCAGUGCCUGUAA